UUAUCUCCAGUCACCUGGCUCUUCCUGUGUCAACUUAGAUGUUUCCUUGUGUACUUUCUCCUACUGUCAUUUAGAAGCUGUUAAAUAGUAAUCUCGCUGGGCCGCAGUUUCCCAAUCUUGAUGGGCCUUGCUAUCGCUAAUGAUUUCCCAGGACGCAAGGAGGUACAAGCCCCACCCCCAAUCCCGCCUCCUUGGUUAUGCCCUCUGGCUGCCAAGGGGAAGGGUGACAGAGUCAGCUGGGCUCAACCUCAAGGGGACCAGGGGGACCAUGGCCAGUACAGAGUCCUUGCUGUUCACAACCUUAGGCGCCCACUCAGAUCCUGACAACAGUGAGAUGGAACUGGACUGCCAGUUUAACGAGGAGUUCAAGUUCUUCCUGCUGCCUAUGACCUAUGCAGUUGUCUUCCUGCUGGGCCUAGGCCUCAACGCCCUGACCAUCUGGCUCUUCCUCUUUCGCCUCCGACCGUGGGAUGCAACAGCCACCUACAUGUUCCACUUAGCCCUGUCAGAUACUUUGUAUGUCCUAUCACUGCCCACUCUUGUCUACUAUUAUGCAGCCCGCAACCACUGGCCCUUUGGCACUGGGCUCUGCAAGUUCAUCCGUUUUCUCUUCUAUUGGAACCUCUACUGCAGUGUUCUUUUCCUCACCUGCAUUAGUGUGCACCGCUACCUGGGCAUCUGCCACCCACUGCGGGCGCUGCGCUGGGGCCGCCCACGCCUUGCUGGCCUUCUCUGCCUGGCAGUUUGGUUGGUCGUAGCUGGCUGUCUCGUGCCCAACCUGUUCUUCGUCACCACGAGUCCCAAGGGGGACACCAUCUUGUGCCACGACACCACUCGGCCUGAGGAAUUUGACCAUUAUGUGCACUUCAGUUCGGCAGUCAUGGGGCUUCUCUUUGGUGUGCCCUGCCUGGUCACUCUUGUCUGCUAUGGACGCAUGGCCCAGCGCCUGUAUCGGCCCUUGCCAGGGGCCACCCAGUCAUCUUCCCGUCUGCGCUCUCUGCGUACCAUUGCUGUGGUGCUGACUGUCUUUGCUAUCUGCUUUGUGCCUUUCCACAUCACCCGCACAAUUUAUUACUUGGCAAGGCUGUUGGAAGCUGACUGCAGGGUACUGAACAUUGUCAACUUGGUCUACAAAGUGACUCGGCCUCUGGCCAGUGCCAAUAGCUGCCUGGAUCCUGUGCUCUAUCUGCUCACUGGGGAAAAGUACCGACGUCAGCUCCAGCGACUCUGCAGGGGUAGGAGGCCCCAGCCCUCCAGGACUGCCUCCUCUCUGGUGCUGGUGUCCCUGCCUAAAGACAGCAGCUGCAGGUGGAUAGCUGCCUCCCAGGACAGCGGCUGCCCCACCCCUUGGGCAGAUAGUUUGUAACAUUGGAAGCUGGGAAGUGAGAGAAAGGGGGACAAGUUCCCAGGGGUGGGAUUACCAGAUCAAACAGCAUGAGUGGUUUCAUAGAGCUUGAUUUCCCAAAGGACAGCACAAAUUUUCAACAUCAAAAUGACACGUGAGUGUUCCAGUUCCCUUGCAGCCCGGGCAUUGGACUUUAUAAGAAAUCUUUUUGGAUGGCUUAAACAUUUAACUUAUUAAUUUCAUUUCUUGGAUUACUCAUAGGAUUGAACACUUUCCCACAUGUUCACUAUUUGUAUUUUCUCUUGGGUGAAUUGUCUGUUCAUAUCCUUCUUGAAUUGGUAUCUUAGUGGUAUUCUUUUCUAUAUAAAUGUAUUCUUUAUUUGACAUACAUGUUAACCCUUUGUCAUAUUUGAUAUAACCAUUCCAUUUAUUGUAAUGCUUUUAACUUUAGUUCCUUAUUUUAUCUCCUUGCUUUAAAAUUUCUCUCUGGUAAUUUGCAACCUUGUGAACAUAGUAAAAACUGUUGAAUUGUAUACUUAGAAAUGGUGAAUUCUAUAGUAAAUAAACUACAUCUCAAUAAAACUGUUAAAAAGAAAAAACAUUCUCUCUUCCUACUUUUCUCACUCUUAUUACUUCUUCUCUUUGCUUGCUGCUCUUUCUUUUUUAUUCCCUAAGUGAACAGAGUUCCAAAAUCUGUCAUAGUCAGAGCAUUUGGGGAUUAUUUAAUCCCCUCCCCUCAUCUGAGCUUUGAUUUUUCUCUUGGAGAGAGCAUAUAUGCAUGUGAAUACAAUUCAUUUGACUCAUAGUCCUUGAGAGUACCUUGGAAAUCUUCUAGGGCCUGGGCACUGCUUCACUUUACAAAGGAGGAAACAGGUCCUGAGAUAUGACUUGCUUAUGACUUAGUAAGUUAGGGGCAGAGCAGAGACUAGGCCCCAGGGCCCCAGAAUCCCAGAGCUCCUUCCAUUACACCAGGCCAACUCAGUUCCAGGUCUGACCUUUAUCCCAAGCUCUACCUUUAUGUCUUCAGUUGCCCAGUGGACAAUUUCACUUGGAUCUUCCAUUGUUACUUCCAACCCAAAUUGUCAAAAACUAAACUCCCUAAACCAGUUUCCCUACUUGUCUCGCUCAUUUGUGUUUAUGGCAUCUUCUUUUCUCAAGUCACCUAGGCUUGAGAAUACUCAGGUAACUUUGACUCUUUGCCCUCCCUGUUUCCUUUAUAGUUCCAGUGCUACCAUUCUAUAAAAGAAGGCCAAUUGUAAUUGACAUGAUGAGGGAAUAAAUGUCUGAAUCUCAUGAAAUAGGGAGAGCAAAGAGUCAGAGUUGCCUGAAUGUUUUCAAGCUUAGGUGACUUUAUGGUUCCAGUGCUACCAUUCUGGGGCUUCCCAAGUGAGUGCAGUGAUAAAGAAUCUACCUGCCAGUGCAGGAGACGCAAGAGAUGCUUGUUCGAUCCCUGGGUCGAGAAGAUCGCCUGGAGUAGGAAAUGGCAUCAUUCCAGUAUUCUUGUUUGGAAAGUUCCAUGGACAGAGGAGCCUGGUGGGCUACAGUCCACGGGGUCACAAAGAGUCUGAGCUUUGUGACAUGACUGAGCACAUACACUGCCAUUCUAAUACUGGCUCUUGUCACUUUCUCCCUGACUGUCACUGCCUCCCAACUGGUCUUCCUUACCUCUAAUCUCUCCUCGCAUGAUAUAUUCAGUGCAUAUUGCCAGAUUAAUUGGCCCCAAAACUGCUUUCACAGUUUCACUCUCUCACUCAAAAUUCUUUCAUGGUUCCCCAUUGUCUACAAGGCAAGUUGAAAUUCUUUUGUCAGAAAUUCAAGAGUGCUAGUGCAUAUACCUCCUCAUCAUUAGCUUCACUUCUCCUCUCUUUGUUUUUACUCUUAAAAAUUAAAUCCCUCUUGCCAGGUGUGUGAGAAGGUGAUCUGUGAACUUAGUUACCAUCUUUCCAUUCUUUGGCCACUGAAUAAAGAUUGUGCUUUGUCAAAAUGCAAAACAAAAACACAGAAGAAGAAGAAGAAAUUCAAGAAUGCCUUUUUCAGUCUUAUUUUCCAUUCUUCCCCAGUACAAAUCUCUCUUCUCCAGCUAUUUUGAUCUCCUCAUUCUUUUUUCCAAAUAUGACUUCCACUUUCUUACAUCUCCACUUUUAUUCUUCCUUUCCCACACUCUUGAAUGCCCUCCCUUUGUUUUCCCAGUCUCUUUCCUACCCAGUGUCCAAGGCCCCAGGUGGCACUAGUAGUAAAGAACCUGCCUUUCAGGGCAGGAGACCUGAGAGAAAUGGGUUUGAUCCCUGGGUCAAGAAGAUCAUUGGAGAAGGAAAUGGCAACCCACUCUAGUAUUCUUGCCUUGAGAAUCCCAUGGACAGAGGAGCCUGGCUGGCUAUGGUUCAUAGUGUUGCAAAGAGUCAGUGUUGCAAAUGACUGAAGUAACUUAGCAUGUACACCCAAGACCAAGCUUAAGUCCCACUUCCUCUGAGGACUUCUCUGCUGACUCUUUUGCACAGUGACCUUCCUGGUCACUCCUACAGUAAUUAUUGCCUAUGUCAGUCAUUUGGCACUUAUAUUGUCUUUUGAUAUUGCUUAUACUGCUAUCCUGAAUUGUUAUUUAACCCUUUAUGUGUGUUUGUUUUGAGUUCCUACCUGUGAUAGAAAGGAAAGAGCAUAGAACUAAAGAUCAAAGAACUAAGUUGGAGCCCUGGUUAUGAAAGUGGGGAUCAGGUGUGUCACUUGGGUGAGUCACUCAGACUCUCUGAGCCAGUUUCAUCAUCUGUAAAAUGAAGAUUGUAAUCUCAGCUUUAGGUAUUCCAGUUUAUGGCAAGACUCUGUGAAUCUAGGGAGCUAAGAAAAUAUAAUUGUUUGUUAUUUUAUUAUCCCAUGUGCUUAAUAAAUAUUUGUAGAAUGAUUACAUGUAGUAAUUUAGCUUAAUGUUUCUUCUUCUGGGAAUAUUUCCAUGUUAAGAGGCCACAGACCAAGGAGUCUGAAGAUCCAGGAGCACUUCAGGAGUAGUGGAGGUUGGAGGGCAUUGGAAAGAUACUUUGAAGGAACGUAGGCUUGUCAGCAGUGGCUGCCACAGGGGCAGGGGCUCUGGGUACAGCAGACCUGUGCAUGGCAUAAGCCCUCUUGGAAGAGGUCACCAUUAACCCCACCAUAGAGCUGCCAGAACUUACACAGGACUGGGGAAACAGACUCUUGGAGGGCACAAAUAGAACCUUGUGUGCACCAGGACCCAGGAGAAAGGAGCAGUGACCCCACAAGAGACUGACCCAGACUUGCUCGUGAGUGUCCAGGAGUCUCUGGUGGAGGUGUCAGUUGGUGGUGGCCUGCUGCAGGGUUGGGGGCACUGAGUGUAGCAGUGCGUGCA
Molecule: messenger RNA, 4700 nt
Organism: Dama dama (fallow deer)
Lineage: Eukaryota; Metazoa; Chordata; Mammalia; Artiodactyla; Cervidae
Gene: P2RY4
Product: pyrimidinergic receptor P2Y4
Exons: 3
Coding region: 140-1366 (408 amino acids)
Biological process (GO): transepithelial chloride transport; G protein-coupled receptor signaling pathway
Cellular component (GO): plasma membrane
Molecular function (GO): G protein-coupled UTP receptor activity; G protein-coupled purinergic nucleotide receptor activity
Source: RefSeq, a predicted model, not a curated record